Molecule: messenger RNA, 3329 nt
Organism: Gadus morhua (Atlantic cod)
Lineage: Eukaryota; Metazoa; Chordata; Actinopteri; Gadiformes; Gadidae
Gene: aifm3
Product: AIF family member 3
Exons: 20
Coding region: 770-2569 (599 amino acids)
Biological process (GO): execution phase of apoptosis
Cellular component (GO): mitochondrion; cytoplasm
Molecular function (GO): 2 iron, 2 sulfur cluster binding; oxidoreductase activity, acting on NAD(P)H
Source: RefSeq, a predicted model, not a curated record
CUGGGAGGGAGAGAGUGAACUGGAAAGAGGGCAGAAGAGCGUGUGGACUGGAGAGAGUGCAGCGAGAAAGGGAGAGGGAGGAAAGGCUGAGAGAGGCACACAGAACAGGGUGGGAGUAUAGGGAGAGAGAGGGAGAGGGAGAGAGAGAGAGCAGAGAGAAUUCGUGCUGUGUUAGCAUCCCCACAAGCAACUCCAUCAAUACUGCAUUCAGCUGAGACUCUGCUGCUGUCUGCCGCCUGGCCGAGCCUCGCACCACCAGAGCCUUCUGCCGCUGGACGCUGGUGGAGGAGGAGGAGGAGGAGGAGGAGGAGACGGAGCACACGCUCCAGCCCCUGCUGCAAUCCAGAGUGCGAGGAGCGGAGUGUUUGAGCGAGGAAGAGGACGAGGAGGAGGAGGGGUACAGCAGGACACUGAGUGGAAUAGCGGAGGAGAGCGGGCGAGCAGAGAGAGAGAGAGAGAGAGAGAGAGCGCGAGCGGACCGCUGGGGGGGACUGGAGCGCUGCUAUGAGCCGCUGAUCGCCCCGAGGCAGGAGACUCCCGCCGCACCUGCCCCACCUGCUCCACCCACGCUGGCUCGGAACAGGUCAUGUGGAGGAGCUGAGGCGUGCGAUGGCCAGCCUGGACCGACAGGUCAUGCUCAUACACCCCCUGCAGUGCUACCCUCGCCUUCCGUCCAAGCAGCCGCGUCCCCACAUCUGACCCCCCGCUCCCCCCCCCCUGCCCCUGGGAGAGCCUCUGGGAGAGUCCCAGGCUUCAGUCUGGGCCCACCAUGGGAGGAUGCUUCUCCAAACCCAAACCAGUGGAGGUGAAGGUGGAGCUGUCCCUCCUGGAGAAGGAGAGGGAGGUGGACGGCCUGUCCCCCAACGGGAAGGCCAGCCCCCUGGGCGACCGCCGGCCCAACGGGGCCCCGGGCCACUGCUCCGACGAGGAGGCCCCGCCCCCCCGCCUCUACUCCAAACCCCGCGACUACGUGGAGGCCACCAUCUGCCACGUCAAGGACCUGGAGAACGGACAGAUGCGUGAGGUGGACGUGGGCAGCGGCAGGGCUCUGCUCAUCAAGGAACACGGAGAGUUCUCCGCCAUCGCACACAAGUGUCCGCACUACGGCGCGCCACUGGUCAAAGGUGUGCUGUCUAAAGGCCACAUCCGCUGCCCGUGGCACGGGGCCUGCUUCAACAUCGCCAGCGGGGAGCUGGAGGACUUCCCGGGCCUGGACAGCCUGGCCACCUUUCAGGUCCGGGUGGAGAAGGACAAGGUGAUCAUCCGAGCGAACAAGCAGGCGCUGCAGGCUCAGAAGCGCUCCAAGCCCAUGUCGCGGUGCUCGGCGGUCAUCAACUCCAACACGGGCUUCAGCCACGUGCUGAUCAUCGGCUCAGGCCCGGCCGGUCUGGUGUGUGCGGAGACGCUUCGACAGGAGGGCUUCACCGACCGCAUCGUCAUGGUGACGGCGGACCGCCACCCGCCCUACGACCGGCCUAAACUGAGUAAGUCUCUAGAGAGCACCGCUGAGCAGCUAAGGCUGCGCUCGCCUGAGUUCCUGCAGGACCACGACAUCGAGGUGCUCACCGAAAAGGAGGUGGCGGUCGUGGACGUCAAGAUGCGGGCGGUGACCUUUGUGGACGGCUCGAGGAUGGAGUACAGGAAGCUGUUCAUUGCCACCGGAAGCAGACCCCGACCAAUGAGCUACCAGGGAAUGGACGUGGCCAACGUCUUCCACCUGGGGACCCCCGACGACGCCAACAGCAUCGCCCGGCUGGCCAACAACAGGAACGCUGUCGUCGUGGGAACCUCCUUCAUCGGCAUGGAGGUGGCAGCUGCCCUCACAGACAAGGCCCACUCUGUGUCCAUCAUCGGGAUCGAGUCCAUCCCCUUUAAGAAGGCUCUCGGGGAGAAAGUAGGGAAAGCCAUAAUGAAGCUGUUUGAGGCGAACAGGGUGAAGUUCUACAUGCUGAACGAGGUCUCGGAGAUGAAAGGCCAACAUGGAGAGCUCAAAGAGGUCGUUCUGAAGAGCGGGAAGAUGCUGAGGGCCGACGUCUGCGUCAUCGGAACAGGAUCGGUUCCUGCUUCGGGCUUCCUGAAGCAGAGUGGGAUCCACAUGGACUCCAAAGGCUUCAUCACUGUCAACAAGGCGAUGCAGACCAACGUGGAGGGGGUGUUCGCCGGCGGGGACGUGGUGGCCUUCCCCUUCCCUCAGCGCAACAACAAGAAAGUGAACAUUCCUCACUGGCAGAUGGCCCACGUCCACGGGAGAGUGGCAGCACUCAGCAUGAUGGGGAAACCCGCAGAGGUUCAAACGGUGCCUUACUUCUGGUCGGCCAUGUUUGGGAAAAGCAUCCGCUAUGCAGGUUACGGUGAAGGCUUUGAUGACGUCAUCAUUCAAGGUGAUCUGGAGGAGCUGAAGUUCGUGGCCUUCUACACCAGGGGUGAGGAGGUGGUGGCGGUGGCCAGCAUGAACUACGACCCCAUCGUGUCGCGCGUUGCUGAGAUCCUGGGCUCGGGGAAGUUGAUUAGGAAACGGGACGUGGAGACAGGAGACAUCUCCUGGUUGAGCGACAAAAGCUCUCAAUGAGGAGCCCUGCGUGGCCCCCAGGGUCCGUAUGAACGCCCCCCCACCCUGGACCCCGACGCGGUGCUGGGACCCCUCACCCCGGUCUGGGGGGGCUCCGCUGGGGUGGGACCCCCGGAGGAGCGCCCUGACCUGGUCCCUCCCCCGGGACGGGUUUAAGCUCCGCCCCUCUGAGGACCCGGAGGACUGAGGCUCAUGACCCGAGUCCCGGACGUUCCUGAGUGACACUCGGGUUGGGCCAAUCCUGCUGUGAGAUGUAUUUCAUGCCAGUACGUCGUGUUUCCCUAACUCACUAAAGCUUCACCGGUGCGGGAAGGCUGGGAUCUCGCUCUUCUCCUGUAUGUACACAUUGUUUAUAAGAUGCCAGGGUUGGGCAUUGGCUAUUUUUUACAAGCAACACUGUACAUAGCUACGAUCCCGAAUGGGGAUCAUUUUGACAGAAUAUCUAUCUUGUUGUAAGCAUCAACUUCCUGCUUGUGGUAUGUUACCCCAAUCCUGGGAUGUAAACACGUUGAAGAGCAGUGCACCUGCAUGGUCCCACUCAUAGAAUAGGAGACACAUCUUCACUACAGAGACAUCGUUACCCGUUGAAAAGACACAAGAAACCAAAGGGCCUUUGUCUUCCAGGGCAGCAAACCCCAUCCUCCCCUUGUCACGCGUUAGAUCACUGAGAUGUGCACAGCUGUAGUUCUCAUAACGCCCGUGGAUUAGAGGUCACUCCCUCGGUGACAUAGCCUCACUAAUAGACUGUCACUAAUAGACU